CAGAGUUUCAGACUUUCAGAGAUCAGAAACCUCUUCUUCUUCUUCAAUUUCACAGCUUCACGUCGUCGUCUUUGAGUCGCCGGAGCUGUAGCUACUGAUUUGGUACCAGAAAGAGAGUGCGACGGUGGACGAUGACGCUUUUUCACUUCUUCAACUGUGCGAUUCUCACAUUCGGUCCUCACGCGGUCUACUACUCCGCCACUCCCUUAUCUGAAUAUGAUACACUUGGAACCUCCGUGAAAGCUGCUGUUGUUUACCUUGCUACUGCAUUGGUUAAGCUUGUUUGUUUGGCGACUUUUCUGCAAGUGUCUGAGACUGAAGUGUUUGACCCAUACCAGGAAGCAUUGAAAGCGAUGAUUGGAUUCAUAGAUGUCGCUGGUCUGUAUUAUGCUCUGGCCCAGCUGACUCACAGGAACAUCUCCCAAAACCAUAAGUUUCAGGCUGUUGGUCUCGGGUGGGCAUUCGCGGAUUCUGUUUUGCACAGGUUGGCACCUCUCUGGGUUGGUGCUCGAGGACUGGAGUUCACUUGGGAUUAUGUUUUGCAAGGGCUUGAAGCCAAUGCAAAUCUGGUGUUCACGAUAUCUCUAGCUGCACUAGGUUCAUUAAUGUGGCUACGCAAGAACAAGCCGAAGAGUCUGAUCCCCAUCAUAUACACAUGUGCAGUCAUCAUUGCGACAAUGCCUUCGAUCACAAGCUAUCUAAAGAGAGUCAAUGGAUGGCAUUUCCCGAAAAUUGUUGGGUUUGAGCUGGCGACUUCUCUGGUAAUGGCUUUUAUCAGUUGUCAACUCUUCAUCCUCUGUCAGAGACCGUCUUUGUGAGUGAUUCCACUUCCCAGCAGAGCUUUUUGUUAAUGGGAAACUCUUGCGACGCACUUGCCUUGUUUUCUGCAGGACUCGGUUCCAUGGAAACUUUGAUCUUUCCCAUCUUUAUUUGUAGAAGAAUAUUGAACCAUCCUUUCAUAACUUAUUGAUUUGGGAAGUGUCAUUCGUUAAAGCAUAGACUUAGAAUCAUAAUAACUAAGAGAUGUUUAUCUUGAAAUUAUCUUACAAAUCUAUCACCAAAUUGUGAUAUAAAGCAUUACUUUGCAGUGUGUUACCAUAAAUGAGAAUCAUGUGCUCCUAGAUUAUAGGAGACGGUAACCAUUAACCUUCAACAAAAAUCAUUAAAUGUUCUAAGAUUC
Molecule: messenger RNA, 1180 nt
Organism: Arabidopsis thaliana (thale cress)
Lineage: Eukaryota; Viridiplantae; Streptophyta; Magnoliopsida; Brassicales; Brassicaceae
Product: seven transmembrane domain protein
Exons: 6
Coding region: 132-818 (228 amino acids)
Cellular component (GO): plasma membrane; endoplasmic reticulum membrane
Source: RefSeq, marked reviewed